AUGUCUUCUUUUGCCUGCGCCCUUGCUUCUGUUCUUGCGGAAUCCGUUCCUGUUGUACCCUUUGCUCCAAGUACAACCUCGUCAUUGUUCUGUAACGAUCGGAUUCAAGCUGAACAACCACAGACCAUGAUCUCCAACGCUCAGCACCCGGCCAUCUUCGAUGAUGCGAGCCGAUCUCCAUCCAAGCCCUCGAUGCUGCGCUCCAUCUUGCCCUCGAGGCAACACAGAAAGUCCCCCUCGACCGGCGAUGCGUUGCCAACGGUCAUGCCAGGAACGAGCUUCCUCGGUAAUGCGGGCUUCCUUCCAGCAGACCACCCUCAUGCUCAGCCACUGGGGGAGAGGGCACACAAUCGAGAUGCCGCUGGCCCAAAGCCCACGAAGGAGGGGCUGCAUAAGAAGACGAAGAGUUCUGUAUCACUCAAGUCUCUAAUCAGAGACCGUGAGAAGAGAGAUAGCCAGCGGUCGUCAGGAGACUCCACGGAUAAGGGGUCGUUUGAGAAGAAAAUGAGGAAGAUGAAAUCCACGGCCAGUCUGUCGGCUCUCUUGAAGAGAUCACAUCGAGACCGCAAGGGCGGAUCUGUGAGCGAGCCCAAGGAAAAGGAAAACCGGCGCCCAACAUCAGAAGUCAUCUCGCCAAUCUGGGCUCAGUUCGCUACUCAGCCACAGGAAGACUCGGUGGGCAAUGUUUACGUCCCCCAAAAUGGGAGGUCACUAGAAGAGGAGGUCUCUUUAUACACGCCCAAACAGUACUCCCCUUCUAACCAACGGAAUUUUUACGACUACCAUCAACCCACCCUAGCACGAAAACCCAGGCCUAAAUCGGAUUAUGUAUCAUCCGGUACAACGAAAGUAAAGGAGAUGUUGGGCCAGAUCCAGCGAGUUCCCUCGGGCAAACAGCGUCAUCCAGAGACGCACGUCGAGAAUCCCAACUUGUCUGAUGUUAAUACCAGCAAGGAAUCCAAGAGGAACUCUAAUCACAACAGCGGUCGCGUAAUGGCUGUUGUCUCGGCACUCAAUGCGAAGGAAGUUGAUACACGUAAGGAUCCGGACAACAAGCAAAUCGAGAGCGAAUUCGAAAAGCUUUUGGACGCACGAAACAUUCCAAUGAAUAUGCGGGAUAAAAUGAGAUCCCUGGACACCAACAUCAAGGCCGACUUUAUCCAGAAGAAUCGAGCUGAGAGCUCGAACCCAAACUCGGCAACCUCGAGCACCUUCGACAGCGCCGGCCGUCGGGGCAGGAAAGAUUCUCGUUCUGCGCCUUCGCAAACACGUGACAAGAGCCUGCGCUCGCUGUCUCGGGCUCGGUCACCCUUCACGAACUCAAGGGGCGAUGCUUCGCCUUCUAAAAAGCAUCAAAAGUCAGAUAGUGCUAGCUCUUUCAGGCGUCCAAGAUCCAUCGAUCACGGGCGUCCAUAUUCAUCGAUGCUUCCUAGCGCAUCAAACUCUGCUACUUCAUUGCAUGCUAAAACCCACACGGACACGUCGGCGGACCCUGCAGACUUUAUUCACUAUUUGAGAGAGGUCCAGAAACCAGAACUGGUCGAAGUGGGCAAACUUCAUAAGCUUCGGAUCUUGCUGCGGAAUGAGACUGUAGCAUGGGUCGAUUCAUUUAUUGCGGGUAACGGUAUGGAUGAAAUCGUCAUGCUGCUAUACCGCAUUAUGAAAGUUGAGUGGAGAGAGGAACACGAGGAUAAUCUGCUCCACGAAACUUUGCUCUGCCUCAAGGCACUCUGCACAACAUCAGUUGCCUUGCAGAGGCUAAAAGUGCUAGGCAAGGAGUUGUUCCCCGCAUUGCUGGGAAUGAUAUUUGACGAGGAGAAAAAGGGACCGAGCGAAUUUACCACGAGAGGGGUAAUUAUCAGCAUUCUAUUUGCUCACCUUUCAACAUCCCCAGCCGAUGAAAGGACUGACCGCGCUGCCGAGAUUCUCAGCUACCUGCGCGACCCUACUCCCAAUAAACAGCAAGUUGACUUUAUUGCAAAUAUCUAUCAGCCUCGUCCAUACCGUGUGUGGUGUAAGGAAGUGACUAAUGUCACUCGAGAAGUGUUCUGGAUCUUUCUCCAUCAUUUGAAUGUGGUUCCCUUAAACCGUGGCGAGGAGACUACCGCCCAAUUGGAAGAGGAUUACUUCAAGAGGCAUUUCCCUGCACCUCGCCCUCCAGUACCAGCUGCUCCAUAUGUUGGUGGUGUUGAGUGGGAUGCCACAAACUACCUUGCAACGCACAUUGAUCUCAUGAACGGCCUCAUCGCGUGCCAGCCCACGAAAGAGCAGCGAAAUGCUCUCCGCGAAGAACUGCGCGCUUCGGGCUUUGAGAAGGCCAUGGGAGGAAGCAUGCGCACUUGUAAGGAGAAGUUUUAUGGAGCAGUUCAUGAUUGUUUGAAAACCUGGGUGUCUGCUGCUCGUGAAGAUGGAUGGGAUUACCGAUUCGUCCGCGAGGGACCAGAGCCCGGUUCUCCAACCAAAUCUUCUCUCAAGGCUUCGAGCAAGAAGCAAACUGAAGAGCCUCCGAGGUUGGCGCUUGACAUGGACUUGGAGAAAAAGUCCCCAAAUCGUGCUUCCGACAUUGGCGGAUGGAUCUGA
This is a messenger RNA of Talaromyces atroroseus, 2580 nucleotides long. RefSeq lists its product as hypothetical. Gene Ontology annotation, molecular function: actin binding; small GTPase binding. Gene Ontology annotation, biological process: actin cytoskeleton organization. NCBI's taxonomy places the organism in Eukaryota, Fungi, Ascomycota, Eurotiomycetes, Eurotiales, Trichocomaceae. The record is from RefSeq and is a predicted model, not a curated record. Bases 1 to 2580 code for a protein of 859 amino acids. The transcript has 4 exons.